Messenger RNA from Nerophis lumbriciformis (worm pipefish), 867 nucleotides. Lineage: Eukaryota; Metazoa; Chordata; Actinopteri; Syngnathiformes; Syngnathidae. The record is from RefSeq and is a predicted model, not a curated record.
AUGAAGCCAGCACCCUUCGAAUACCACCGCCCCGACACCCUGGCCGAGGCCCUGGCGCUGCUCGCCGAGCACGGCGACGCCGCCAAACCCCUGGCAGGCGGCCAGAGCCUGGUGCCGGCGAUGAGCUUCCGCCUCGCCCAACCGGGAACCCUGAUCGACCUCAACCGGUUGGACGAGCUCAGCGGCAUCGAGCCCACCGCUGCGGGCGGCCUAAAAAUCGGCGCAAUGACCCGCCACAGCGCCGCCGAGCACAGUGGCCUGAUCGCCGAGCGGGCUCCCCUGCUGCACCAAGUCAUGCCCUGGAUCGCCCACCCUCAGAUCCGCAACCGAGGCACGGUAGGCGGUUCUUUAGCCCACGCCGACCCCGCCGCCGAGCUGCCAGCCGUGAUGUUGGCGCUGGGCGCCCGCUUCCACCUGCAAAGCCAGAUCGGCCAACGAGUCGUCGCCGCCGAAGACUUCUACACCAGCCUGUUCGAGACCGCUAUGGAACCCGGCGAGCUACUCACCGCCAUUGAGCUGCCGCCCACCCCGGUUGGCGCCUGCUCCGCCUUCAGCGAAUUCGCCCGCCGCCACGGCGACUACGCCCUGGUCGGCGUCGCCGUCCAACUGAUCCGAGCCCCCGACGGCACCCUCACCGACGCCAAGCUCUGCUACCUCAGCGUCGGGGACACCCCCAUCGAAGCCAAGACAGCUCAAGCGAUGCUCACGGGCCAACAACCGUCACGGGAGCUAUUCGAAGCAGCGGCCGCCACCGCCGCCAGCCUAGACAUCGACCCGCCCGGCGACAUCCACGCCUCCGUCGCCUACCGCCGCCAGCUGGUGCGAGUACUGACCCGAAGGGUGAUCGAGGCUGCAAUGGCGCCAUGA